AUGCGUGGUCGCGCUGGGAUCACGAGUUUGCGCUGUCAGGGCGCAUUGGCGAUUCUCUGUGGGGAUGAACCGAUGGCCUCUGAAGCCAUUGACAGGGCUGACUGGCAAGGAAUCGACGCACAUCUGCCUUUCCCAAGAUAUAGCAGUUCCAAGCGAUCUCGGGUCUUACGAAUGUGCAUGUGGCCACUGGAUGCCCCUGCGGAUGUGCAGCGUCGAGUCUUUGAGAGCGUCUGGUCUGACCAGGAGUUCGAGCGGGCCGCUGCAAUGGCUCUCAUCAACCUCCAAUUCGAUUGGGCUCUCAGUUUUCUUUCACGUGCCUCUGAGUGUAAGCAAUUUGCCUUCCUUGAGGAAAGCUUUCUUACAGACCGUCGUACGAAAGAGGUUGAGUCGGGGUUGGAGCAGAUGGUCGGCGCCUCGACUGCUUCCACCACCGCCACCGCACUCACUGCCUCGGAAACCGACCUGAUCGGACUGGCGCUGUCGGGUUUUUCCGACUCGCGCAAUCACCUUUGGCCCAAUGCCUGCGCUGACGUGCUGGGUCGGUUACAUAAUCCCUACCUCCGCCUCAUGUUCAAAUUCCUCACGGUCGCUCGCGGCGACUUUUCCACUGAUGUUGAUUUCACGGAAAUUCUCCAAAAUGAUAGCCUCUUUCUCAUCGACCGUCUGGCCUUUGCGUGUCUCUAUCUCAACGAUGACAAGUUGAGGGAGUAUGUGCUCUCGACUUUCCAUCGGAUGCUUGACGAAGGCCGUCUGGAGGCAGUUUUGCUCACUGGCCUCUCCUCGAGCUAUUUCUUCGACCUGCUACAGUGCUAUGUAGAUCUCACGUUUGACGUGCAGACUGCAGCCAUUCUCGGCCUCCACGCUUGCUAUCUCUGUCGUCGCGCCGCCCCUCCCAUCUCUGCCGUUACUACUACUGCCACUACCCUCACCACCUCUACGCCUGCGGCAAAUCGCGUCGUUGGCGCUGGCCAAAGCAGACUACGCUUUCGAGGCUUACGAAAUGGAGCUGACAGGUCGUCUUUACCGCCUGCGGCAGGACCGACCAGCCCGCCAUCACCAUCAGCUGAUAAAGUGGUUGCCAGCCUCGGGGGUAGGCGGUUGGCUAACUGGGUGGAAACUUACCGCGACAUGCUGGACAGGUGGAGAAUGUGGUUCUACCGAGUAGACUUUGACAAUUAUUAUACCACCCGUCUUGUCACCCCCUUCUUCUGCGCCGGCGUUCAGUCCAGAGCUGGCGGCAGUGCCGUUAGUAGCACCCUCAGUAGCAGCAUGUCAAAAGACACCUCAUUUCAAAGUGCCGUCAAACUCCUACCUCCAGUCACACCUGUUCGCGGGAUUGGUCUUCCUGCUGCUACUAGUCAGAUAUUCGCCUCGUGCAUCUACUGUGGUUGGCGCCUGGGUGGUGUAGUGCGAGGGACUGUAGAAGAACCCACCUCUACAUCCGUUCCUCCUCCCGCGACCAAUCCCACCGCUGCCACAGUGGUAGCCGUAACAGCUGUCGCGUCAGGAGCGAGUGCUGGUACCUCGAUGCACGCAGGUGGUGGCAAGCAGACGAUCUGUUGGCACUGCCUCAAGCCCCUUCCGCGUUGCUCUAUCUGCCUCAUGCACAUGGGCUCAGAAGUAGGUGAGCUGGACGAAGUGAAGGUGAAGAGUAGUCGCAAACAAUCUACAGCCCCAGCUGCUUCUGAAACCGCCACGUCGCCCACCAAGGGUAGUUUGUCAGAUGCCACCGGAGUAGCUUCUUUGGAGGCGUCUGCUGGUGCUACAAUGUUGGAAACCGUAAUCUGUUCGAAAACAUCUGAGUGGAAAAAAUCAACGAAGAUGAGCAUCCCACUAAGCAAAAAGCAGGAAGUAGUUGGUGGCAAUGAUGAUGCCAGUCGGGGAGGUCCUCUGCGUCUGGCCAGUUGGUUUGUCUGGUGUCAGGCAUGUCGUCACGGUGGUCAUGCAAACCAUAUCUUUGAUUGGUUCUACGGCGGUAGCGGUGACGGUGGCAAUACUCUUUCUCCCAAUCUAAUUGAGUGCCCUGUCAAUGGAUGCUUCUGUCACUGCGCGAGUCUCGACUCCUCGGUGCCACAGCCACGUUUUACACCCCCAUCCCCUACUACUGUUUCGACGGCAGGUGGUGCUGCAUCUGGAGACGGACCGACAAGGAAUAUUGCUACGAUGUUGGCGACGAUGCGCGACCUGACACUGAAUCCGGUUCCCUCCACAUUAUCAUCCUCUUCUUCUUCGUUGACGUCACCGGCGCUGGCAUCCAUGGACGCCUCACCGCAUGUGGAGGACGUAGGAGGAAAACUAUUAAGACGAAGUCCAGUGACGCCUGCAUCAGUGCCAAAGAACCGCAGAGAGAUUGUCGAUCCUGUGGUGCUGGCGGUAACGGACUCAGAAGAGGGCGAAGAGGCAAUUGAAGCUGACAAUUAG
Messenger RNA from Hydatigera taeniaeformis, 2421 nucleotides. The record is from the annotation of a GenBank genome assembly. NCBI's taxonomy places the organism in Eukaryota, Metazoa, Platyhelminthes, Cestoda, Cyclophyllidea, Taeniidae.